UCUCCACGUCCUGCUCUUUGGCGGUAUCAUGAUUUUGAUUUGGGCGCUUCUUUUGCCAUUGGCUUGUGUGUCUGCAGUUGGAGACAAACUUCAUGAAUAUGAAGUUAGUCCAGGUCAGAAUAUAACUCUGCCUUGCACAGCAAACCAGAAGACAGGACUGCAGUACUGGGCAUGCCGCUGGUAUAAGGAGACCGGAGUCCCUCGUCUGAGCGGGCUGGUGUCCAAAACACUCCCUGAUGGUCAGAUGAGGUGGUACGUGGACGCAGACACGCGGGUCUCUCUGGAGGAGGGGACUCUGAACCUGCGGCUGCCCACAGUGACGUGCUCUGACCAGGCAGUGUACCAGUGUUACCUGGCCGCACCUGUGGGGGAACAGAACAGGAAGGGGAGAGUACGCCUCAGUGUAACAGGCUGCCCCAGAGAAGAGCCAGCUCCUAGGCCUCCUCUGAACUCCCCAGAGCCGGUGGUCCCUGUGGUCUCUGUGGAUCUUUUGGUUCCUGUGUCUGCAUGUCUGCUCCUGUUCGUGGUUCUGUGUUCAGCAUUGUUUUGCCUGAAGAAAAACCAGUGGAACAACCCAAAGAAGCCCAUAGACCACCCUUUGUACCCGGACCUCUCCCCUCGUCCGGAAAAACAAAAAUGCAUUUUCGUAAACUUCAUUUUUCCGCCGUAUUCAAAAAUCUGCACCUCAGAAUUCACCCAUGUUUAAAUCCACAAUGUUUGGAAACAAGAGAUUCUCAGUUCUGCGAUGUGCACGGUUCCACGCUGGAUAGACAAAAAGAAUGUAUUUAUAAAAGACGAUUGGUCACAACAACAUGCUCUGCAAACAUAGCAAACAACGAAGUUAAAUUUGUCAACUGGACAAAUCUUGU
Periophthalmus magnuspinnatus is the source of this 869-nucleotide messenger RNA. RefSeq names its product CD83 antigen-like. Lineage: Eukaryota; Metazoa; Chordata; Actinopteri; Gobiiformes; Gobiidae. The coding region runs from base 29 to 706 and encodes 225 amino acids. The record is from RefSeq and is a predicted model, not a curated record. The transcript is spliced from 5 exons.